Molecule: messenger RNA, 927 nt
Organism: Rhizoctonia solani
Lineage: Eukaryota; Fungi; Basidiomycota; Agaricomycetes; Cantharellales; Ceratobasidiaceae
Product: Zinc-binding dehydrogenase
Exons: 6
Coding region: 1-927 (308 amino acids)
Molecular function (GO): oxidoreductase activity
Source: RefSeq, a predicted model, not a curated record
AUGGCAUUCUCAAUUCCAACUGUUGCAAACGCUUGGAGGUAUCCUCCCGGAGAACCAUCCUCAUGGGACGGCUAUCAUAGCCUUGAACUCAGGGAUGUUCAAGUUCAUGCGCCCGGAAAAGGAGAAGUUCUGGUCAAGAUCCGUGCUGUUACGUUAAAUAGUCGGGUAAUAAUUCAAGUUGUCUACUAUGAGGUCGCAGAGUAUUUACCCACCAUACUAGGAUCUAGAGUGCAGGGAUGUUUAUCACAAUAUCGCAUAUUUCCAGCUAAGUUUAUACUUCCGAUCCCCGAUCACUUAUCGUACGAAGAGGGAGCUUCGACUGCAUGCGCUGGAAUUACAGCGUUCAAUGCGCUAUUCGACAGCGGAGAGCUUACUCCGGAUUCGACAGUGCUUGUCCUCGGAAGCGGUGGUGUCUCGGUGCUUGGUGCUCAAUUUGCUAAAGCUGCUGGUGCGCGCGUUAUUGCCACCACUUCUUCUCAAGAAAAGGCACAAAAGUACAAAGAACUUGGAGUCAGCCAUGUGAUCAACUAUCGAGAGACUCCGAACUGGGCGGAAGAGGUAAAGAAAGUGACUGAUGGACAAGGGGUCGAUCAAGUGCUUGAAACUAGUGGGCAGGGGACACUCAUGGAAGCAAUCAGGUCUCUCAAGGCAAAAGGAGUAGUACAUCUAAUCGGUGGAUCUACAGAAGAGGCUCCGACCACUGCAUACCGUGACCUCACGUUAGGUCUAAUGUCGAGCGGAGGAAAGCUUAAUGGUGUUACGCCUGGAGGUAAAGAUGUCGCGCAAAGACUCGAUUCAUUCAUGACGCAGCACAAGCUUAAACCUCUGCUGGACUCGAGGGUGUUCGCGUGGGAAGAGGCCGAUAAAGCAUUCGAAUAUCUUGAGAGAGGGGCACACUUUGGAAAAGUGGUAAUCAGGGUCGACUGA